AUGCUUCUUCAUGCCUCUCACUUCGUAGCCAGGCGUUCACCGCCACUUGCACGAGGCAUUUCGACACUGUACAGUGAACUCACCGAGCGUGGUUUUAUCUCGCAAGCUACCAGGCCAGUUUUCGUCAAGCCUCAGCAGCUCAGCCAUGCACUCGAAACUGCAUCCCAGACUGUCUACUCGGGUAUCGAUCCAACGGCAUCUGCACUCCACAUUGGCCAUCUGUUCCCGAUGAUGUGUUUACUGCAUUUCGAACUUCGGAAUCACAAUACCAUACCUCUGAUAGGUGGCGCAACCGGGCUCGUUGGAGAUCCUUCUGGCCGCUUGACAGAACGGUCCCCGGCAGAUGUGAGGCUUGUGCAGGAUAAUGUGCUGGCUCUUUCACGCGGCGUAACACGGUUCUUUCGUGGCGCGUUUGAAUAUGCCGGAAAUCGGCCGCAAGGUGGAUUCAGGCCUACGAAGAAUGAGGUUCUUGUCAAGAGCAACCUUGAAUGGUAUGAAAACUUUGGUAUCCUUGAGUUCUUGCAGCGGGUUGGUGUGAAUGCCAGAGUGAAUACGAUGUUGAAUAGAGAGAGUGUCCGAGCACGUCUGGAGUCUCACCAAGGCAUGUCCUUCACCGAGUUCACGUAUCAGCUCCUCCAGGCCUACGAUUUCUACUACCUGCACAAACACUACGGAUGCACGAUCCAGGUCGGCGGCUCUGACCAAUGGGGGAACAUCAUCGCGGGCGUAGAGCUCAUCGGUCGUCUUAACCCGCCCUCAGACACAGUUCCCGAGCCCUUUGGUGUGACCACCCCACUGUUGACAACAGCAGCGGGUGAUAAAUUCGGGAAAAGCGCAGGCAACGCCAUCUGGCUAGAUCCUACAUUGACCAGCGUUUUUGACUUUUAUCAGUAUUUUAUCAAGGUCGAAGACGCUGAUGUUGAAAAAUAUCUCAAGUUGUUUACGUUACUGCCACUCUCAGAAAUUCACGACGUCGUUGAGACACACAAGCUACAGCCCGAGAAACGGAGUGCUCAAAGACGACUGGCGGCCGAGGUGACUGAAUUGGUCCAUAAUAGAGAAUCGCUUGUAAAGGCCGAAACUAUGUCAAAAAUCUUGUUCAGAGAAACUUCUGUUCAUGCACGAGAUAUUGACGCGCAAUCUCUAAUCAAUGCAUUUGAGGGAGACCCACGACUUAUCUGGUGUGACCAAGAAGAGCUUCAUUCAACACCCGUGCUGAAAUUGGCCUCGAGACACGGUUUGGCCUCCUCCAAUUCCGCUGCUCGUCAAUUAAUACAGUCAAGAGGACUGUACUUCAAUGAUCAGGUAGUCCCGGAAAUACAUUUCACAGCAGCCUCCGAGCACCUUAUAGAAGGACGCAUCCUCAUCCUGAGGGCAGGCAAGGACAAAAUCAUAGUUCUAGCUUCAAAGUAG
Desarmillaria tabescens is the source of this 1413-nucleotide messenger RNA. RefSeq lists its product as uncharacterized. Gene Ontology annotation, cellular component: cytosol; mitochondrion. The record is from RefSeq and is a predicted model, not a curated record. Gene Ontology annotation, biological process: tyrosyl-tRNA aminoacylation. Gene Ontology annotation, molecular function: RNA binding; tyrosine-tRNA ligase activity; ATP binding. Lineage: Eukaryota; Fungi; Basidiomycota; Agaricomycetes; Agaricales; Physalacriaceae. Bases 1 to 1413 code for a protein of 470 amino acids. The transcript is spliced from 8 exons.